Moneuplotes crassus is the source of this 758-nucleotide messenger RNA. Lineage: Eukaryota; Ciliophora; Spirotrichea; Euplotida; Euplotidae. The record is from the annotation of a GenBank genome assembly.
UUGGUUUGAACAAGUACAAAGAUGAUUGAAAAUACAUUUAUACAGAAAGAACUGUUUGAAGGUCUCAAGCCAGUUAGGCUAGCUAGAGUUCACCCUUGAUGUUCUUGGUAAGGAGAGUAAUCUUGUGCUUGAUGACCAUCAACAAGUCCCAAUAAUUUAUUACUCACAUGGCAUAGAGUUGAGAUUCAUGGAGAGCUAUACUUUCCUUGGCUUCUAUUUAACAGUGAACUGUAUCCAUUGAGUGGUCAUCGGUAUUGCUAGGCCAUUCCAGAAGAUCUCUGAGAACAUAACUGAGAUGAUUAACAAGGUGUUCUACCUUGGAUUUUUCUUGUUCCUAAUCUCUCACUACAACAAAGGACAUUGGAGUAACCUCAAGGUGAUUAUUUUCUACUGAGCUCUAGUUCUUAACAAAGUUCUUUAUGCUCUCUUCUUCAUAGUGGUAUUUACUUACGCAACUGUAAAAAGGAAUUACAAGCCAAAACCACACAAAAUUCAGGAUAAGGUUCCUUGGAUGACCCAGAAAAGACUUGGAACCAAGAAGUUAUGGUGCAAAUAUUUGCUUUAGCUCUAACAGAACUCCAUGCAAGCAGGAAAGGAUUGAUGGAUUUUGUGAAUACUCAAUCUUCCCUUGUGAACUCUCUUAUUCCUGAGCAGACAAAUAUGAGUAUCCGAGAGAAACUCUACAUCCUUGGGAUCAACAUGGAGCAUGAUAAGCAGUUAGAAAGUGCUUCAUAAUGACAUUAUCUGAGAUGUUAUAU